GCGGUGGGUUCGACGCAUGCGCACUCGUAUGUAAAUAACAGCAGUGGCUAAGCGUUAGUUGUUUGAAGUAUCUGGUUAGUUAGACUUUUGAAACUAACCCACUAACCGCGGUAGUGAAGUGAUUUCGGGAACGCAAGUGAUAUGUGACUGUUCGAGUGGUUAAUAGUCGACAGCGCUGCGAGAAGCUCUUUAAUAAACCUCAUGUUUACAACUUCACCCAGCUAGCUCUCAGGCUAACGGUGCUAGCUGCCCGGGCAGUAGCAGGAUGACAGUUAAACCAGCUGGCUAGUCUGUGAGAGGUCUGGUUAGCUAGCUAGCGGGAUACACCGCAUAAGGGUCAGAUCUGGUGUAUAUUCAACAUUUUAACCUUUUAAUAAUAACCAAAAGGGUGCAGCUAAUAACCAAGUGGUGGUUUUCUUUGUAUUACAAUCAAACCCAGUGCCUAGAAAAGAGGGGAUUCGUUAUAUAAUCACUGAGAUUUUCGCCAUGUUAACUGAAAACAGGAAACGACAGCGUACUCAAGGCGAUGAUGAUGCACUUCUCAUGCCUCAGGCCAAAAGAACAAGCACAACAGCCCAGUUUUCUGAGGGAAGCCGAGAAGCCUGGGAGUCUGAGUCCUCCAGCAGUGACAGCAGUGGGGUCAGUAGUCCAGAGCACGCAGCUGGGACCAGCAGCAGCGCAAGCAGUCAGUACGGAGCUGAAAACCUCAGGUCAUGCAGUCCACAUAGUUCCUUGGACCAAUCUGAUGCUACAACCCUGGCCUCAUACGAACGUAUCAACCGUGUCCUGAGAGAGGCUCACUUCCAGAGCCUACACAACAGAGGUCAGUCACGGGAUAGGUGACUUUCAGAGACUUUCACAUCUCUGACAGUGACCCCUUCAGUCUACAUGAGCGCCUGGCUGCAUUCCCCAGGAGACGGGGCAGAGAUCAUCAAGAAGUUUAUUCCGACUUAUGUGCUAGAGCUCUCAUUUGUGAUUAGUGUGAUUGUUUUUUUGUUUUUUUGUUUUUUGAAAGUGUGGCCUGAAACUGUAAAACUCUUGACUAAUUUAGAGCACAAAAGGAUUCACAUUGUAAGCAAUAAUAGCUUGGCGACAAUGCAACCUUUUGUGACAUACACACUGUGUUUUUUUCCUUCUGAAAACACCAGUUUACAUGUAAACGGGAGCUUCAUUGCAGGUCAAACUGCGCCUGGUGCAAAUUAUCAUUGUUUCAUUGCUGGUCCACUUGUGCACUUGGGGGUACGGGGUAAUCACAUUUAUAAAACAGCAACAAUCUAGAAAUCUUUUGUUUAUUUAUUGAACUCGAUUGCUAAGUCGGCACUUCACGUAUGUUGAUGCGAGGUAUAAACUUAGGGUUGUAAUAGCAAGCCUCUGGGUUUGUAACUCUUUAAGAUGGAACAGCCUCUACACCAUUCCUCCAACCUUACAUCAACUCACUGAUGUGAUUACUUUUUCUUGCCCCCCCCCAAUUCUUAUUAGCUCUUUAGUCAACGCUCAUGCGGAUCCUCCAGCCGGUCGAUCUUGAAUUAAAUUGAAAGAUUACUUGUUUAUUUUUACGAUAUAUUUUUAUGAAAACAUUGAAUGAUAUUUUACAUUCAUGUCACCUACAUUUUAAAAAUAAAGAUGGCUGUUCCUAAA
This is a messenger RNA of Hemibagrus wyckioides, 1638 nucleotides long. RefSeq lists its product as uncharacterized. The transcript is spliced from 4 exons. The coding region runs from base 487 to 843 and encodes 118 amino acids. NCBI's taxonomy places the organism in Eukaryota, Metazoa, Chordata, Actinopteri, Siluriformes, Bagridae. The record is from RefSeq and is a predicted model, not a curated record.